Molecule: messenger RNA, 732 nt
Organism: Parastagonospora nodorum SN15
Lineage: Eukaryota; Fungi; Ascomycota; Dothideomycetes; Pleosporales; Phaeosphaeriaceae
Exons: 1
Coding region: 1-732 (243 amino acids)
Biological process (GO): DNA-templated transcription initiation
Cellular component (GO): RNA polymerase I complex
Source: RefSeq, a predicted model, not a curated record
AUGGCCCCAAUACCCGCCCAAAGUGACGAAUACUCCCUCCUACACAUCGAGCGCAUAUCACAAUACGUCUGCCUCUCACCCGCAUCGCUCAACAGCCCGCUCCCCGCCCUCUGCGCCUCGAUAUUCUCACCACUUCUACUGAGCUACUUCCCACCCGCGAAGGGGAUCGUACUCGCAUACGAAGAUGUACAACUAAGUUCCACACCGCCCGGCUCCAAGACAAACUCCUCGGCGGCAGAACCGCUGCUGCUCCGACAUGUCGACGAAUACACAUCACCCUUCCUCUGGGCCACCGCGUCUUUGCUCGUCCUUCGUCCCGAAGCGAAUAAAUACCUCACCGGCCGCAUCACACAUCAGAGUAAAACGCAUAUCACCUUGUCACACCUCAACACCUUUCCUGUGUCAGUUACGAAAGACCAUCUUCCUGACACAUGGACCUGGCAACAAGCACAAUCUGGCAAAGUGUCAAAAGGCUGGGACGGACGGCUAAAUGACGAGGGAGGAUGCUGGGUCGAUGUCAAUGGCGAGAAGAUCGAAGGAGAAUUGAAAAUCAGAAUUCGCGAUUUCGAUGGCAGGAUGGAUGGCAGGGGGAAGGGCAAAGGUUUUCUGAAGGUCGAGGGCAGUUUACUGAGUCAAGAGGAAGAACGGGAGCGCAGGGAGAAGGGACAAAAGGGGAAGGAGAGGGCAAAUGGGGCGGUGAGGUCAAGUGGGGAGCCUAUUGAGGUUGAGUAG